Xiphophorus maculatus (southern platyfish) is the source of this 4314-nucleotide messenger RNA. RefSeq names its product phosphatase and actin regulator 1-like. Gene Ontology annotation, molecular function: actin binding. The record is from RefSeq and is a predicted model, not a curated record. NCBI's taxonomy places the organism in Eukaryota, Metazoa, Chordata, Actinopteri, Cyprinodontiformes, Poeciliidae. The transcript is spliced from 12 exons. Bases 296 to 2086 code for a protein of 596 amino acids. Gene Ontology annotation, biological process: cell motility; stress fiber assembly.
GCCACAACCUACUGCAGUCCACAGCACAAGGAGGGAGAGAUAGUCACUGCCAUUCACUACUCAGACUCUCUUAUUAUUAGCUUUCUUGGAUCUGCCAGCAGCUGCGACUUUGCGCAACAGAAUCUACCCCAGAGCACAAUACGGAUCUCAGGUAAAAAAGGUGUGGAAUUACGGAAGAGCGAUCGACUCGGGAUCCACGGAGUAGGUCAGGUUGGACUCGAAAGAUGGCCCUUUAAAUUGAAUCCCCGCAUCGUAGUAACAUCGCUCCGAUUUUAUUUUUUUUUUCCUCGUCCGUAUGUUUAAGACGGCAAAUUACGCGGCGGUGGAUCCCGCGUUUACCAUCAUGCACGGCGCUUGGCUUCCCACGGGGUACCGAGAAAACACGCCCGUGGCGGUGGAGAAACCUAAGAAAAAGGCGUUCAGCCUGGUCAAAAUAAUGUCUCUGAGUAACAAGAAGGACCGCGGCCAGAAUCCGCACCAGCAGCAGAACCACCACCACCACAAUAACAACAUGCCUUUCACCAUCCACUGUCAGAUCGGGAAGGAAAUCAAGCACAUUUGCAGCAACUGCAGCCGUGGAAAUAACACGCAGGACGCUGAGGAAGUAGAGCGGCUGUCUGCCAUGCGCUCCGAGUCCCUGGUUUCUGGCACACACACUCCGCCCAUCCGUCACCGGAGCAAGUUUGCGACUCUUGGCAGACUCCUCAAGCCCUGGAAGUGGAGAAAGAAGAAGAGUGAAAAGUUCAAGCAGACAUCUGCAGCUUUGGAGAGGAAGAUGUCCCUGCGACAGAGCAGAGAUGAACUCAUCAAGAGAGGAGUUCUGAAGGAGAUCUUUGAAAAAGCUACUGUUGAAUUCCGAUCCUCUAUGGAUGGCAGUAUUUGCCCUCAGGAACCCUCCAUGAAGACCUCUAUGGUCCUGCCCACCAAGAAAUCUGUAUCUUUUCCAAAUGACCAUCAGGAGACCCCAGCCAAGCCCCCACUUUACCACAAGCAGCCUCCUGCCCUGCCUCCAAAGCCUUUCUCUAGGAUCCCAAACCAUAGCACAGAUUCUUGCCAGCCAAUGAAGUUGCCCUGCAUGCCCGGGGCAAAGCACUCCCCACCCUUGCCUCCUAAGAAAGUGAUGAUCUGCGUGCCUCCAGGCGGGCUGGACUCCUCGCCGUCACCUUCCCUAAACCCCCUUAGCACGCUCCCGCCAAAGUGCGCGCCUCCCCAGGGUUUGUCGUCUCACCACGGCACGCUUCUGCCCUCCCAGCUCGUCGGGCUUCACCAGAGCCACGGCCACCCGCUCCAGCUCCAAUACGGCGGCCUGCACGCCCCCAGCCGCAUCAUAGAGGAGCUCAAUAAAACCCUGGCACUAUCCAUGCAGCGGUUUGAAAGCUCUGCUUUACUGGGCAGUGUUCAGUGUGCUCCCUUGGACAGGAGAGAAGUGCCAUCAGUAAUAAUCGAGUAUGAAGACGACAAGGAGAAUAUGCCCAACGAGUCUGAUUAUGAAGACCUGCCCAGUAUGUACAAGGAUGAAGAGGAUGAUGUGGAUGACGAUGAGGAAGAUGAUGAAGACGACGACUCCAUAUUCACAAGUACUCUGGCUAAGAAAGUGCUACGAAAAGAUUCUCUGGCCAUCAAGCUGAGCAAUCGUCCAUCAAAAAGAGAGCUGGAGGAGAAAAACAUCUUGCCUAUGCAGACAGACGAGGAGAGGCUGGAAUCAAGGCAGCAAAUAGGCACCAAACUCACAAGGCGCUUGAGCCAGAGACCAACAGCAGAGGAACUAGAGCAAAGGAACAUCCUCAAACCUCGCAAUGAGCAGGAAGAGAUGGAGGAAAAGAGGGAAAUAAAACGAAGGCUGACACGAAAGUUGAGCCAGAGGCCCACUGUAGAGGAGCUGAGACAAGCCAAAAUUCUUAUCAGAUUCAGUGACUAUGUAGAGGUCUCGGAUGCCCAGGACUAUGACCGGCGAGCCGACAAACCCUGGACCCGACUCACGGCAGCUGAUAAGGCAGCAAUCAGGAAAGAACUCAACGAUUUUAAGAGCAACGAGAUGGAAGUCCAUGAGUCCAGUCGUCAUUUAACCAGGUUUCACAGACCAUAGUAGACCACAACUGUCUCAAGCAAUCCAGUCUGCUCCUCUGGAGAACCUUAAGUGCUGGACAGUAAAACGGUGCCCGUCUCUUCAAUAAGGCCAUGUAUUCUGAAAUGCCUUUUCAGGAUUUACACAUCUGAGUCAGCGCUGCACACCAAGAUGCUGACAGCCACUGUUCAGUCCCUUAUAGUAGCACAAAACAACUCUAGGUAAUGCACAUUGCCCCUGUAAGGGGCUCAUUCAACUGUCUCUUAAACCUCUCUGCUGAGCUCUCAGGCUGGCGCUCAGUGGUGUGGAGACUGGACAGCCGAAAGAGUCCUUGUUUGCAGUUGAUUGAUACUUGCGGCAAACCUACUUGGGUUCAUCAACAACACCAGUUUACUUGUCUCAGUGGACAUGUUUUUAAUCCCCUCCUCUCCAUUAGGCUGUCACUAUGAACUCUUUUUAGCUCUUGUGGACAAUCCUGAGUGAGGAUGGGGAGUUAAUUGUUCCAAGCUGAUUAAGUGAGAAGAGACUCAAUCUCUACUGUUCCUGCUGGGAUUUUAGAAAGAAACAUAAAGGAGGAAAAGCCUCCAGCAUUAGAAUCAUGUGCAAUUUUUUUUUCUUUCUGCUUUUCCCAGACUACAGCGCCCUCUGGAGUUCUGUGAGUCAAAUGUAGUCCUGCUCCUGCUCCUCCAUAUGUGCAAUUCUAACUGUAACCAGCAAUGCUGACAUCUAAUUGCUAACUGUGAAUUUGAGAGUCUGGACAAUUGCUAGACUCUCUCCAGAUGUAUAUUUUGUUGAUACACAAGAAGGAAAGUUAAAUUUAGGGAAUUAAAAAAAUCCUGUUUAGAUGACUUUUAUUAAUGUCUUAUGCAUUUUACAGUUAAAUUUGCAGCUCACAGAAAUGUUCUGAUUUUAAUGUACAACAAUCUUGUUUUAUUUUUUUUUAGUUGGUCAAUUUUUAUGUUUUUAAUAGAACCACUUCAACCAUGAACACCUAAUUUAAAUUUCUACAGGCAUUCCAGCGCUUUGAAGAGAGUAUUAAGUGAUUGCUUGCCACUUUUCUCUUUUUUAUUAUUUUUUUUAUGUGUGUUGUUUGCUUAUGUACGUUCAUUCUUGGCUCGAACUGUGCACUGUAUUAUACACUUUAAUUUUAUACUCUUGUCCCUGAAGCUUUUAACAAAGCAAUACCCUUUGUAGAGAGGAGGUUCAGAUGAAUUCUCUCCACACCAUUUGUAUGUUUUUUUUUUCUUUUUCUUUUUUCAGUGCAGACACGUUUCUGUCUUCAGGGUCUAGCAGUUUGUUUUAUAUGGAUGUUUCCUUCAGAGUUUUUGCAGAACAAUUUUUCCUUAUAGGACCACGUAAAAUCUGCCUGGAUAGCUUUACCAAUACGUUCGGACAAGGUGCAAUGAAAGUGUCAUGGUAUGUGAUGCAGACUGUAUUUAACGGGCUCUGACUUUACUCAGUUCUGAGUGACCAUUUUGAAGACCUUUUACUGCUUAUGUACUUUGUACUGUUAAGAGUUCAGCUUAAUUUUUUUUUUGGAUUUGUAAGUUAAUUUUUGUUUUUCUGAUAACUGAUCCCUAAGCCAGUAUUUCAACACUUAUGCUUUUUGCUUAUUUUUUAUUUUUAUUUUUUAUGCUGUAUUACUUUAAAAGUUGCGAAUGAAAUUUUCAUCAGCAGCGGAGAUUAGAAUCUGUUCAUAUUGUGAUUCAUCUCUGUAAAGGAACAUGGGUUCUGUAUUAUUUUAAAAACUUAAGAAGUGUUGGGUGAACUGAUGGUAUCUGGGGAUGAAAAACAUUACAUUUCUUUGUUCUGCAUGUGUUUUAUAUGCCAGAAGAGGGGUGUUGCUCCAGUCAUUACUCUUAUCAAGUGGAAAACAAUCCUGAUUUGAUUAGGCCAUCUCUUCUUACACACACAUGCAGUGUUUUAUGUUAAAUUCACUUUCUGCAGAACUAUAGUUGGUCCCCUUUUAAAAAAGAAAUAUUUGCAGGUUCAGAAAAAUGGAACAUUAUAGAAAUGAACAUACACUAUUUUGAAGUUGUUAUAUCACGACCCGAGCCAGUGGAUCAAGCAUGAGGUUUGGCAUUUUGCUGGAAUCAAGGAACAUGAUAUCAGCAAUAAUCGGUUUCUUUUAACAAGUUGGCGGUGAGACUCAAAGUAGUCUUGUUUUUGUUCUUUGUUUUUUAAUUCCUGAAACGCAGAAUACCAUGUAAGGAACACAUCAUGCCAAUAAAAUUCUAUUUCUGAAUGCA